AUGCCUCCGAAGCCAGCUUCGACUGUUGCCUCCAAAGCCCCCGCUUCUGGUGUUGGUGGAAAGGCCCCAGCAAAGUCUACCGAGGGCGCAAAGGCCGCAAAGAAGACUGCGAAGAAGGCCGCACCAGGCGGUGAUGACAAGAAAAAGCGCAAGCGCUCCCGCAAGGAGACUUACUCUUCGUACAUCUACAAGGUGUUGAAGCAGGUCCACCCUGACACUGGUAUCUCCAACAAGGCCAUGGCCAUUCUCAACUCGUUUGUCAACGAUAUCUUUGAGCGCAUCGCCUCUGAAGCGUCGCGACUUGCUUCCUACUCCAAGAAGUCGACCAUCUCGUCACGCGAGAUCCAGACGUCUGUCCGUCUCAUCCUCCCUGGUGAACUGUCCAAGCAUGCCAUCUCCGAGGGAACCAAGUCGGUCACAAAGUUCUCGUCGGCGGGCAAGUAA
Molecule: messenger RNA, 444 nt
Organism: Serendipita indica DSM 11827
Lineage: Eukaryota; Fungi; Basidiomycota; Agaricomycetes; Sebacinales; Serendipitaceae
Source: the annotation of a GenBank genome assembly